AAGACGGAGGUAGGAUUGGUAGAGGAAGAGCGAGCGCGGCAGGGAGAGAGAGAAGCGGACAGAUACGAUCGGCGCGAAGAUUUAGUCAACAACGCGCGACCACCUGUAGUUGUAGCUUCCAGCCACUCCUGCGAGCAACCCUUUCUCUCCGUGUCGCGCAUUCCGCGACCUCGUCCGUCCCAUCUCGCGGUAGCUGAUCUGCGCUGAUCCGAGAGCCAGGUCCUCCUUGCUCUGACGAAGCAGCUGACGACCGGGAAGCUGGCACGAGAGACAGAACAGACAGACAGGUAGAUAGGCAUCGCGGGGGUCACCGGCGACGACCCUGCGCCGAUAAUUGGCGGAAACGGAACACGAGAGAACGACUGCACCAGCUCCGUCCAACGGCUGCGACGGCGACGGCGUCGGAGACGCUGGCGAAGCAGGAGGACGAACACUCCAGACACCACCAGAUCACCCGAUCCUAACACUUCUCGUAGCAAGCUGCCAGGAUUACCAUCAAAAUGAAGACCUCAUCGUUCUCCUUGCGAGUGAUGCGCCGGGUAAGUGCGUUGCACAGCGUAAAAGCUUUCGCACACCGUCGGUAAGUCAUGGCUUUUUCUUCCUUGAAAGCUUCCCUUUCGGACAUGAUGCUGUGCUGUUGCUCCACCGGAGAAGCUACCUCCGGUUCCUACCACGCCAGUCGGUACUAUCGAGAAACGCACGAGAAACAUCCUCCGAGCUGUCAACGGGUUACCGACGCGUUUACGUCACCCGGUAUAUGUCGGUACCGCGUUACUGUCGUACUACUCGCGCACACGAACAUUACGUACAUACAUACAUACAUACAUACAGCACGCACACGUACUCAGAAUCACCCUCGCCCGUCCGUCCGUGCUUGUAUGUCUGCUUGUACGUUUGUGUGUGUCCGACAGCCCCCACACCCCACCCCGGCCCUCGCCACCGCUUCGGUACCCCCUUAGAAAAUGUUCGAUGUUCCGCGCAAUCCUUUCCCUUUGUUAAGCAUCAGCAGGUGGGUAUGACAACUUCAUUCUCUGGAAGAAACUUACACACCGGCCGCGCGACACACGAUCAUCUAUUAUGCAUUUCGUCAGACUGAUUACAUAUCGACGAGUUAGACUAUGGAUCGGUAAUUGCAUUUUAUAAAAGUUACAUAACGCGGCCUCGACCUUUAAACAGCCGCGAGUGAUCCGACGCGCGGAUCCGUCGCGCGCGAUUUGCCGCUCAUUACGCUCGGCUUUGAUUGUUUGUUAAUGCCAUCGAGAUGGAUAAGCUCUUGAUGGAUAAACCGCUCUUAAUUACCGCGAUGCGCUGCUAAUUGAAAUUGCGACUAUUAUUUCUAUUACUCUAACAUUGUCAUCGGUCGCUGCCGUCGUCGUCGUCGUCGUCGUCAUUGUCGCUGUCGCUGUCGCUGUUGCUUUCGUCGUUGCUUUAUAUUUACAUGAUAUUUGGAACGCGGACCGUGAUUUAUUGGUAAAUAUUGAUCCCCGAGUAUAACUCGCGUAUACAGCCGAGAGAGUGUCGAACCGCUUAUACAAACUCGACCGUCCAUACCGUAACACUACUACUUCGUAAUACCACACUACUUCGUAAUGUAAAAGUGGAAUGGUCAAACUAUUUUUUGCCGCCAUAAAGUGUAUUUAUGGCACACGUCUUUGCAUAAUCCGUGAUUUCGAUUUGCGGCGCAGAAAUAGAUGUAGAAGAAUAGAAGGAAAAUACAAGUUGCCAUAGUCUGCUCAUUACAACCUACGCGCAACUACAUCAGAGACGUCAGACAGAAGGCAGAUUUCCCCAGACAAACGCGAAAUAGUUAAUUAAAAUAUUGCAAAUGUAUCACAUUAAUGUAUAAACUUCAUUACCAUAAAUCCUUUUAAAUCCCUAAAUAAUUGCAAUUUACAAAAUGAUACCUAAAAAAAAUAAACAAUAAUGAACACUUGACUAUGAAUUUAUUCAAUACGUCAAGAAAAUUAAAACUCGAAGGAGAAGAAUGAAGAGAAGCGAAACAAAUAUUUCCAACAAUCUCACUAACUUUAAAAUAACGCUAAAUUUUCAGACUACCAUGUUACUUAUUAUUCAUAAGUACUAUAAAUAGUGGAGCUACGCGGAUGUACCAUAAUAAUCACGACUGCGUGAAGGAGACACCCCAUUCAGGCCGGCAUUUUAGUAACAGCCGGCCAGCAACUCUUUACAGUCUGUCAAUGCUGAUUUUACAAAGUGAGGGAUGAAUGGUGGAAAAAAAGGCUCGAUAACGAGUGGUCUACGUCGUGGCGAGACAAAGCGAAUCGCGCAAAGCGAAAAUGUCAAGAGAACGCGAUAAAUCUCUUCUGUCUUGCGACUGUGGAUUUUCUCGAGGCUGCGAGUGCGAUUGGCGACGCUAUUCGUGUCGGUAUGCCUUCGCAAGAACCCUCAGUAGGAAUGAGACACAUCUAUCGCCAUUCAGCACAGUACGAGCGAGAUACAAUGGGAAAGCGAAGGAAUUCCCGCAAGUAAUUUACGUAAUGUAUAGCACGAUAGCUCGUUGACACAUGUCGAUAUUUGACAAUGGAAGAUUCACAAAGGCCCGUGGCAACUCCACGGAACUUUACCCCGUUUGCCUCCGCUCGCAGUGAUAUAAAGCGUAUUGUGUUUCAUUCGCUCGAUCGCUGAUGAUGUAUUCAAUUUUUCUUGAACAAUCGUCCUCUUCUCGCAGCGCGUUCUCUUCUGUAACCAAUUGUUGUUCACGUCCAUUAUUUGCAAGACGCGCUGAAGGAAAAUAUUGUGCCUUUGUUGAAAAGAAUUUUACGAAUGAGAGAUCAUUUGUGAUAUCUCCGGGUAUAACGUGAAAGGCAGAAAUUAAAUCGAAAUUGUGUCACCUACUAUGUGCAAAAUUUGAAAAAUCUCUGCUGUCCGACAAUCCUCAUUAAAACGUUCACAUCGAUAUUCGUGUCAGCAUUCGCUAGUGCGAGCCCAGCGCCGGGGGAUGCGGUGAGAUUAAAAAAACGGCAUGAACGUAACCGGAAGGGUCCGCAGGGAAAGCCCGGCGCCGGAUAAAAAUGUAGGAUUCUCGUUGCUAAGUACCAAAAUGAAAGGGUACGUCGAAGAGAAAAGGCAACAAGGUAGACACAAGGAGGAGCGAGACAGAAAGGGUGUGCGGGUGCUGGCGGGGGUGAAGACGAGGGUGCGGGUGCGGGUGCGUGGACCUGCGCGCGAGCGACCGCCUGGAAUUCGCAGCAUUGGAUGCGCGAGGGCGCGUGGUGGAUCGAGGGUGUCAGUCACGGACUACCCGGUCAGCAACGAGCACAUCGAUGAUCGUAAUUACGAUAACCAUCGCCUGAUCGAGUCGGACGCAAAGACGCGUUGUCGCUCACGAGCGUAAUAUCCCGCCACGGAGAUCCCCGUUAGAGGCGCGUGAAGAGCGAUUACUUCCGUUGCGCGUCCCCGCGAACAGAACGGAACGGAAACGCACGGGGGAACGGAAGUGCCGACCCGGGGGUACGGAACCACCACGUCACGGCGGGGCAAAUGUUCCCGACGAGCUUCCGCGAGAUCCCGCCGCCGCCGAGCAGCUCGCCCUCGAAAAACUGCCGGCAGAAGGAGGAUUUGCGCCGGCACCCUCGCCGGUUUGCUUCCGGUGCAUCUACUUCCGGUCCGACCGUCAUCGCCGUCGCGAUGAAGUGAGCGUGAUCAGGCUCGCUGGCCACCGUCGACGACGAUGCAUCGCAACCAUUGGCUGUGCCCGCAUCCAAGCGCUUAAAACGUAAUCGAUAGUGUUCAACCGAUCGUCGCGCGUCGUCCACCAACUGAGACAACCAGAAUCUCAACGAGAGAGUGAAAGUUUGCUGAGAGAAAAAUCGAGGAAGGCUGAGAAAGGAAGGAAAGCACUUUGAAAAAGGGAGAAUAAAGAUUGAGGAGGGCGAGGCGGUGACGGCGACGAGGACGGGAACGAAGAGAGAAACGAGGACGAGGACGAGAAUAGGGAUGACGGCGAUGACGAUGCGAUAGGCGGUAGUUAAAUGAUAAGAGUCGCGUGAUAAGAGGAAUAGUGUGAUCACGACGUAUAACGUUGGUAGCCUUCACAUGAAUGAUCGUACGCGACAUAUGUGCGUACAUACAUACAUAUAUUUACAAAGGUAAAAUACAUACGGGCGCACAAGUAUAUAUGGAGAUACGAGAAAAUACUUGUAAAUAUAUUGCGAUACGCAUACGUAACUAUAUAACACGCGCGCACGCGGGCGUGCCGAUCGACAAGCAAUAAGAGCAAUAAACCAAGAAAAAAAAGGGAAUUGUUAUCGUAUUACACGUACACGCACGCACGUGCACUCAUCGAUUCGGUGAUCCUUGUUAUUACUGUGUUCGAAAGAGCUCGUUAGUCGCUAAGAAAAUCACUUGGCGAGUUCACGCUUAUUUCACCGGGACCGUCGAAAAAGAGUGCGCCAAGACGACAAGAUGGCGUUCGCCGCGGCGAGGAUGAUCCUUAAGGACAAGCGCAGGAAACCUAGCAAAGAGGACUUCGCACCACGAAACAGGAGCAAGGCUCGCAGCGCCAGCACAAGUAGCUUUAGAAGCCUGAGCCAGGCUCGCAACAAACCGGCGGAUGGUGUGGGUCAUGUAAACCAGAAAGGUGCUUCCGGUCAGAAGGCGCCGGUAGCUGGUCAGAAGGUCCCGCCGGGUGCUAAGGGCGCGGCGAAACCAACUCAGAAGUCAUCGGCUCAGAAAGGCCAAGUGAAAGUCACACCUAAAGCGGCCUCCGUGAAGACCGGCAAGAACAAGAAGAAGGGACAGCGACAACAAUAUGAUCUCAUCGUUACCAUUAAUCUGUCCGAGUAUGGACUCACAGAAGAUCAGGUAGCAGAAUUCAAAGAGGCAUUCAUGCUCUUCGACAAAGACGAAGACGGCACGAUCACGAUGGCGGAAUUAGGGGUUGUCAUGCGAUCUCUCGGUCAAAGACCAUCGGAGACGGAACUGCGCGACAUGGUGAACGAGGUGGAUCAGGACGGAAAUGGCACCAUCGAGUUUAACGAAUUCCUGCAAAUGAUGUCGAAGAAGAUGAAAGGCGCCGAUGGGGAGGACGAGCUUCGCGAGGCGUUCCGGGUGUUCGAUAAGAACAACGACGGCUUAAUCUCCUCGAAGGAGCUGCGACACGUAAUGACAAAUCUCGGCGAGAAACUGUCCGAGGAGGAGGUCGACGAUAUGAUCAAGGAGGCGGACUUGGACGGCGACGGAAUGGUUAACUACGAGGAAUUCGUGACGAUUCUAACGUCGAAAAAUUAGUUCAGAGAUCGGAGAGGGGCAGACUCAGCGAUACCAGAGAUAUCAGAGAAUCACCGACGGAUCGACGGAAGGAAAAGACGGAUCCGCCGGCCAGGUUCCUCGACUUUUCAGGAUCGCAACGAGACCGAGUCGCUUCGUGCCCCGUAGAACGGCAACAAUGUCGUCGCCGAGUGAAGACACUCCGAAGUAAGAAUUCCAGAAGAUCGAGGUCGACGGUACCGUGAAGAUCACCGCAGCGAGUCGUACGACGGAAGAUCGCGCAAGCACACACCGAUCUUACGAUACAAUCGGUGCUCUGAAGAAGAUGAAGUCAGGAGGUGCACGAAGAAGAUCACGAGUGCGACGAAGGUCUGCGUGAGUAGAACGCAAAGUAGAACGCCGGAAGAUACCUAAGGAGAUUUAAGGAUCGCUCGUUCACGUCGAGCACGCUUUUCGGCUUUGACCGGGGUACCGAGAGGAGAGGACUUACUUCCGCGAAUUGCACAUACGUACACGCAUUAUAUGCACACACACCUCGCGCUCCUUCGAACUAAUUUUAGAUGAGUACUUUAGGCGUAACGUAAUUAAACAGUAAAUAAACAGGGGAGAGGGCUCGAGAAGGCAGAAGAGGAGGCAGGAGAAGUUACACGUUUGAAAGUUAAACGUCGAAAAUAGGAAAAUGGUAAAGGGAGAGGGAUAGGGGGCGCGACCCGUCUCCACCCGGAACAAUCAACCGAACUUUGUUUAGACUUUUACGUACCCCUAAUCUUCACGUCUCCUUCAAGCAACGUUACGGAGCGACUUAGAAGUUAACUAGCUUUCCACGUCCCCUUGAGCGCUCCCGCGAGAGAAAGUUCUGGAGUAUACUCUAGUAUAUACUCUAUAUAAUAUAUACAUGAUAUGUUUACACGCAUUAAAUAUAUAUAUAUAUAUAUAUAUAUAUAUAUAUAGAUAUAAUUAUUAUACAAUAUCUCUCUUUCGCGUCGCGUUUUACGCGGCGCCCAUGGAGAAGGUACCGUAACUCCGAGUAUUUUUACUGCUUGUACUACACGCAGCGCGCGUAAAUCGACGUAGAACCAGACACAUACGUUUCUUCAUCUUAUCGCCGCUCUCUCUAUCAUCCGUCAUCGUUUUCUCAAUCUCUAGCGACUUGAAAAGGCGGGCGCACUCCGGUGACUCGCCAGCUAACACUUCCGCUUUUGACACGUAGCGUUUACACAUGCCCAUCGAUUACCGGUGCGAUGCCGCGUUUCGUAAUCGAUCAUUCGAUCGCUGAGCGAAUGAGUGCUCUGGUUGAAAAAGCGCUCUGCCUGAAAUUCAGCUAAUUACCAUGGGGUACUCGAGAGCGGAUAGUCUAGCAAGGGGAAGCAGAUAUUCUAUCUGUGCACACAGGGCUUUAAAAAGCCUUUGGUUAUUGAAGAGAUAUUGACAGAAUAAAUUAAAGAUUACUGGACUGAUGUCCGGUGAUAUGUUAGAUGAGGAGAAUUCGAAGGGAUGACUACGGUUGUGUGUGUAUGUGUGUGUGCGUCCAUGCAUGUGUGUAGGUGUGUAUGCGACAAUCGACAAUCGCUAGUUGCAUUCUCAGUGACCGUACCUGCCUCGAAUGCGGCACUGGGCUAUUCACGGUCAGUGAGCAUGUGGCAGUGGCUUCUGAUGAAGAUUCCGAGAGAAAAAGAGAGAUUCAACCAGGAUGAUUAAUAGCGCACGAGCCGCACCAGUGGAUCCUUCGCUUCGCAAACGAGAAGAAGGAUUCCGGCGAUGCGAGGAUGAAGUAAAUGGAAAAAAGUAGCAAGUGGAUGAGGAAGAAUGUGGCAGGACGCGUUUCCGCUGGCGCACGCGCAUUAUGUCGUGGUGUGUGUACUUUUAGACGUGUUACGUAAGAGAGAGAAAAAUGAGAAAUCCUGCGCGUUAGCACGCGACGUAGACGGUAGUACCUAGCGAUCAUAUAACGACAAGAAGAAAAAUGAUUGCCGCGAAUUAAGCAGCGGGGCUGUACACUUAUACUAAUUAUUAUAUACUAUAUACAUGAUGAUGUUGCUACCAAAAAAAGAAGAAAAUAGAAUACAUUGUAGAUACGUACGUGUACGUACGUGUGCACUCGUGUAUGACUGUAUACGCGUGUGACACGCAUGUACAUACAUAUUAUAUAUAUAUUUAAUAUGCUGUAUGUACAUAUGUCCUCCGCCGCCCGCGCUCCACACACAUUACACGUACGCACGCAUGCACGCGCGCAAUUAAUCCCACCCGGCGCCGCGGCGCGAGGAAGCGGAAGUUGAAAAGAUCGGUAGCGCGAGUAGCGAGAGGGACGAGAAAUCGAAUUAAUGUAAAACAGCGAUGCGCGUUUUUCGCGUACUAUCAAUCGGAGCGAUUCCGUUACACUUUCUCGCACGUUUCGUUACUUAUUGAAUCUCCGUUGUCCGUAUCGUGAUUGGUACGAUCCUUCCGUGCGCUUGCACGUUGUCUUAUUCGAUCUAUCGAUGCACGAAACUUUGAAAAUUUGCACGCGGCAAAAUGCUAAGGCUACUCUUGUUACUCCCGAUUGACUGUACGUGUGUGUGUGCGCUAUAAAAAGUAAAGUGAGAUUAAAAAAGUGAGUGAGAGAGUGAAUGAGAGAGAAAGUAGAUGAAUGGUAUUUUUUAGAAGAGACUCCGCGUGUUUCGAGAUCCGGGCAACUCGAUCUUUCCAACUUUUCUUUCCAAGUAAGAGUAAAUCGUGGAUAGCCGAUUGCGGUCGCGAACGCUCGCCGGACGAAACGAGUGAUUGCACAGAGCUAGACAAUAAUUCUGUUGCUCUCUAAUCUGAUUAAUCGACGAUUACGUUACGUUUGACGGCGAGCAGAUCACUGCGAUACGGCUGUGCAUUCUUAUCGACGGGAUUUCAAGUACAAUAGCGAGAUAAGCUGAGAAGUUGCCAGAAACCUCGCCAUGCCGGGGACCUCGAAUAACGAAUAACGAAUACGAUCGCUUAUAUAAAAUGCGUACGACGCGAGAAGAGAGAAGACUACAACGCAUAGCACGUUACCUUCGUAGGCGAAAGCUGUGAUCCAGAGCCAUUGAUUUUUCGAGUAGCUAGGAAAAGCUGGUUGGUUCUCCGUUGUGAGUAGUCUAGAUCAAAUUUUGAAGUACGAUCCAUUUAAGCAAGAGAUGUUUGUAAACUCGCUGAGUAAUAAUGAUGAGUCGACGAACGAUGUACCGGUCCUGAGAACUUCAGAAUUUGAUUUACAUUAUCUUUACAAAGCGAGCAGCUCGCACCUCCGAUAGAACACUGCCAUGAUGCUCGAUUACGAGGCAUUUGACUUGAAACAAGCAAGGAUAAUUAAUAUCAUUCUCAGUAAGUCCUAUCUAAUGUCUCCUCUUGACCAGUUCAAAAAUCACUAUUAUUAGAUCACUACUUCAGAAUAUCUGAUCUAUGGCAGUCUUCUCCCGAUGGUGCAUUGUAAUUUACGCGUGAGGGAAGCAGGAGAGUAAAAAGAAGAAUAUAUCGCGUUCGUUCGCAGCACGAAGCGUCAUGUGUGCAUCGCAAAGCAUACACAAAGAUUAAAGAUUGAAGAUUGCAGAUUUUGUUGCGUCGCACAGAAGCGCCUCGGCACGCGAACGCACAAGCGCGAGGACAGAUCUAGUCGCGUUUCUGACAAUAAUAUAUUUUCCUAGUGCUCAUCUCGGAGCGAGAUGUCCCACCAAUUGCGCCAGUGUCUUUCUUUCCAGCGAAACAUCCACCGUUCCACGACAACGCUGAUUACUAAUGCUUUCUGACCUACCAACACCAGCCUCGAGAUGAUCGACAACGCUCUUUGUCGCUCGUGGACGAAACCUCGCUCUCUCUCGCGCUCGAUUAACGUAAUUAAUUAACGUAACACGCGAGGCUCGAAACACUGCGGAGACCCUGGAAGAUUUUCGUGAACACGCGAACGAAUCAGCACGGCGAUACUCCGAUAGAUAAAGGGGAAGGUAAAGGCGGCUUGAUAAUACGUCACAAAUAGCAAUGUAUAACGUCCUAACGACAAUAUCUCUAAUGGUUUAAUUGAGAUAAUUCACUGGUGAAGCAAAUGUAUAACACUGUGGUCCGCCCCGAAUGUUAAAUGUAUAUUGUCACGAGAAUUGUGUACCUAUACACGCCAACUACGACAAUGAUAGGGCUACUCGCACGUCGACAGCACGUCACGCGCUUAGAUGUAGUACCGUUUCUUCGCGUAAUCUGCCCGCCGAGGAAAGUUUUCGUGCUAAUGCCCCCCAUUUUCGAACGCGAUGGUACUCUAGCAAGGUGGACCCGCGAAUCUAUAAUAUUAGGUGUAUGCAAAAGUUUUAGUCAUUUUUUGCACGUUUUUUGCAAAGUUAAAUGAAACGUCGCGUGCGGAAAAACUUUCCAGCUAAAGUCCAAAAUGAUUGGCUGAAUACGAAAAGCGUACAUAGCUUUUCAUUGCUCAUUGCGUUCACUAUCGUUUUUCAAAGUUAUAUUAAUCAUUCUAUCAUGACGUAUGAGGGUUUAGAAAUUUUGGUGCCAACUCUUCAAAAACGUAAAAGAGCAAGAAUUUAUUUGAAGUUUAAAUAAUAAUACCAAAGCGUUGACAAAAAAGAUUAAACUUUUGCAAAUCUAAUAAAUUCGCUUGCGUUGAAUUGCACAAAAGUUCCGAGUGACACCGUGUACAGCCCGCAUGUGCAGUGAAUCCGCUCGCAAUUUUUCGUUGCAUUUACUAGGCGCGUGCAUGUCAAGGUGUAUGCGAUGCGCGCAGAUAUGAGUACAAAAGAGCACCAUCGACGUGAGCAAACGAGUUUCUGCACCGUGUGAUUUUGCAAGAACGCGUCCUCUGAAUCGCAAAUAUACAUAAACGCGAGACUCUCGCGUGUACAUGCCCGAGAUGCGGCUUUGCAGUCUUAUGUAAUUACAUUGCGAAUGCACGUUGCGUAUAUGUUCGCUAAGGCAAUGAUUGUCCUAACUCUUUCAGGGAUCGACAAAGCCAGCAAACAUUCGACAGACGUGCAAAUUAUAUGCAAUUUGGUGCUUUUUUAAAGAAAUUGAGCCUUUAUUUCUUGUUUUCGAAAAAGGAUCAGCUGCCCGAUAAAUGGAGAGAAAUAUUAAAAAAUGAUGGCGAAUAUUUCGAAGAUUGACGUUCAUUAUUUUUUUGUAAUAAAGGCUCAAUUUCUUCAAAAAAGCACCGAAUUCAUUAGCGCGCCUAAUAUUUGAAUGGAAGAGAGACAGAUGCGAUGGUUCACAGUUUCCAUCAUGUUGCUAAUAUGCAAUCGUGGAAACUGUUGCACGAUUAGUCGCCUACGUUAUGCCGAUACUUGUACGAUACAAAGCCAAUUGUUGUUAUCGCAUGGCGCGCAAGCUGUUUCAACAAUCCUUCAAAGAGUUAGGAGCUCGACGUUUGCUCGAAAACGCAGCGAGGAGUUCUCUCUGCCCCGUCCCACUCCUCCGCAAUUACAUGAAUUCUAUUUGACGCGGGAAUCGACUUCCUGGCGGACUUCGAGAUAUUUAUUGUUAUAUUAUCACUUGUUCCAAGGAAGAGAUAUUUUUAUAGAUUACACUUUGCGCCAAAUCCUGCUGUGCAGCGUAACAUCGGAUCAUAUAGCAUUACGUCGCAAUGCGUUGCAUUGCACUGAGUUGUAUUACAUUUUGUACAGGGUGUAUCAAAAGUCACGUACUUCAUUUCUGCCGUUGCUACAGAUCGAACCAGAUAAGUUUACGAGAAAAAUUAAAAAAUCAUGUUAAUUAAAGAGGAAGAUAAAAAAUUACGAAAUUUAUAUGGUUUCAAUUUCAUUUUCACACUUUGCGAACGAAGAAUUGUAAUUUGAAGCUUAAGUAUUAAAAAUUAAGAGAUAUUGGUACAAUAAAAUAGUUUGUAAUCGAAUUUCCGCUUGCGCAAGUAAUGUACCAAAACACAAUUUAUCGUCGAAUCCGUAGUACAGAAACGGUGUAAGAUGCUUGAAACGCCCUAUGUGUUGCAUUAUAUUGUAUUAUAUGCGUGUGUGCAAGUUGCAUAUAUAUUUUAUCGAAUUGUUUGGAAGCCCGGGUCCGAGCGGACAAAUGUUCUCGAUCGUCCGUCGACCUGCCGUUAAGUAUUGCCUACGUACAGGAUACCUUACAAAACAAAAAAGCUCGUGAGAAUUGAAAUGAAUUUUCAACGAACCGCGCUUGUGCGCGCUCGAGUUGUACGUGCAUUUGCAAAUGUAUAUCUCGAGUGCAAACUUGAUGGAGGAGUACGCGUAUUUUUGUUAUACUCCUAGGACACCCUGUACGUUUGAACGUUGCCCUCCAGAAGUAAAGAUGUACGAGUCUUCCUUCGAAUACUUAAUCGAGACUCUAUUAUAUCUUCUCUGUUACAUCCUGCCUGUUUUUAGCGUCCAUCAACGAUGGCGGCAUUGACUAGUAUAGAACGGAUCGUUUCGUUAACGCUAUUCUUUUGUUGUUAACGUGGGCUGGCUUAAGGGACAAACUUUUCACAAAAUUGUCACCUUCGUUAAAUACGAGAAUAUUUUGCAACGUUAAACGACGUUUUACUUAGGCAAAACAGAAUAUGUGUAAUCAAGUUGUUUAAAUGACCGUUUGAACGUCAAUAUUAUUAGCAAUUACGAGAAGAUUAUUUAUAUUUAUAUAUAUAUUGUAAAAUAUAUAUAUUUUUAUGAAACCAAAGGAUAUUUAUAUAAAAAUAGAAGGCGCGAAUAACUAUUAUAUUAACCAAUGAAUAAUUUUCAAUCGUUGCAUUCCCUUAAGUUUGACCGUGCUUGAAACUGCUGAAUUUUUCCGCGGAGAAAUCUACGCACUCGCGCACUUUGUAAAUCCAUUUCCGUCUAUUCGCAAACACAUCCGCGCGGUGCAGCAACUGUCAUUUCCCGAUCAAGAUCGCACGCGGUUGAUUUGAUCGCUUUUACGGUGCUUUGCGAUCCUACGAAACGUAAGUAUUCCGGAUCGAGAUACUUUAAGAGUGCAGCAUAUUAAGCGCGUAAGUUCGAGGCGCCUAAGUAAUCGCUUCAAAGUUAAUCGGCGUUCGACCCUGCGAGCGACGCAAGCAAGCCGGCAAGGGUAUAAUAUCAGCUAGCUUAAUAUCAAACACACGUUGGAAUACCGCAAACACGUAAUAAUCAAAUUAUAUACAUAUAUACAUACAUUGAUAGAUACGUGAGAGAACCUGAGAUUACCCUAGGCGUACGAUAUAAUUAAACGAUAACUGUUAUAAGUAUGUAAGUGUAACUAAGUUGUAAACACAAAUCGCGAGGGCUGUCGCUUCUAACAAGUGACACGAUCUUCCGUUCAUUAAGAGUCCGCGAAUUUCGUCGUUAUUAUACCGGGUCUGACACACACGUCGCUCCUUUCUUACGAAACGAUUUAUAGGGUGUGACUGUAGGCAAUUGUGGGUAGGAGAUUGUGUGCUUGGCAUGCAUUUUUGCAGCUUUGUAUCUUUUGGAUGUCGUUUGAGAAGUUGCGUCAUUCUAGUUCCUCUGCUUGCUCCGGUUACUUUCAAGCAGAUUUUCCGCAGGUAGACCGAGGACACGCACUGUCGUUGCAUUUUGAUUUCGACUACCGGUUGCGUCCGAGAAAGAGGGAUUACACGAGCUCCGCUGUCUUUCUCUCUCUCUCUUUUUUUCUCUUUCUCUCUUAUGAGUAGCAGUCCCUUUCUUUAGUCCCGCGUGGAGGAACCUCUUUUGAUCUUAAACGCCUAAACGCCACGCGAAAUCAAAUCAAAUAGAAUUGCGAGCAGGCAAUAACCGUGUUACCUACCACACAACACCGCGGUCGAGACACGACGAUGUUCAAACUAGUUGUAAUAAGGAAAUGUCUUUCAUUAACUUUGUUAAACGUUAUGGGAAGUACAAGCGCCGCGUUACUGGAUGAAUAUACGCACGUAUUCCUAUACCUAGCUAGCAGAAAACGUUUGAGAUAGGGAUCCUGGUUUCUCGUACGAUCGAGAUAUCGCAUCUCUCCGGCGAAGGAGAACCGCUAGCUGGAUUUUUUUUUCUAAGUCGCAAAGAAAGAGAAUCAUUUAAAAUUAUUUGAUAUUUAAAUAAAACGAUUUGAUUAAAUAAACUUUUAGAAUAAAUUAUCUUGUGCAUGAUGUCUCGAUGAUACUUGAUGAUACUCUUGGAAAGAAAAUCGGGGAAUUGAAGUUAUUUCUUGCAACGAUGUUGAGUCAGUUAUUGUUCUUCGAGUCGUGAGAUUGAUCAUAAUUGUUUAUUAAAAAUUCGAAAAAGAUAAUUGUCCAGUUUUGCAGCUGCGGUUUCCUCCGAUUGGAGACAAUAAUAAUCUGAAUACGAUGCGAAUAGGAAGCGCACGAAGCGAAUUGAAAUGCGAUGCGAGAGUUACGUGUUUGGAGAUCAUAAUCGAAUUGUAUUAAGAUGAUAAUGCGGAAAUACGAAAACAAUACAUGGGGAUAUGUCUAAUGAGGAGCUAUAUCGCGCUGUGAACGAGAUAUUUAUAUUUUUACUUGAGAAAAAGGCUAACGAUAACGUUUGUAACGACUAAUUCUCGCAACAAGGAAUAUCCAUGACGUUAUUUUUCUAGAAUAAAUAUCGAAAUACUUAUAUUGCGUUAUGGCGAAACGUGUUCUCAAGCGACAAGCAGGCCUAAAACGCGACUUUUUACGACGAUAGACUUAAUGCGUGUACGAGCAUCUUUGGCAAAAUACGUAUACAUUUGUUACCUAUUUAUUUUGUACUUGAUGGUGCUGUUGUACGUUACUGAAGUUAAAAUAUUCCGCAAAUUAUAUAUGUUUUUGACAGAUCGUGAAUAACUUGUCCAAGCAAUUUGUAUCCAUGUUGGAAUCUCACAUUGUUGCGAGUUUUGCUAUGAAUAUUCCAAGCGUUUAUGUUUAACGUUUAAACAGUUGCAUCCACUCAACUAUAAUUACAAACUUUGUUUCAUUUCGCUCUUGUUGCAUCGAUUUUGGAUUUGAAAUUUCCUUGCGAUCGCGUACAUUAUUUUCAUUUAUACGAUAAAUAAGAGGCUCUCUUGUUGUAACUGUUUAAAUGUUAACGUGUGUAUUUCUGGACGGCAUGUCUGCAGAAAUAUACGAAGCGCAUUGCCGCGCAUGAGAUAACUCGUCUCUAAUUGCCAUUCCGCGUGUGAGAGUCAAUUUGUUACUUAUCGAGAUGAGAAAUGGAGGCUAUUCGUGUAGAAAUAGAUAUUAUUUAAUAACUGCAGUUGAGAGAGAAGUGCGUCCAGUGCACGUAACGAGAUUUAGGACGUCUUACAACUGUUUUUACAUUUAACUGAUUUCAUUUGCAUCAUAGAUUUUACUGAACAACGAGAAGAAAUUCGUAAGAACGUUCUGUGACAGUGAAUGACGAUGAUUAAACGAUAAACUGUCGAAUGUACGUCAUGAAAGUAACAUUCAAUGGUGGUGCUCGAUGGUUUCUCGAAUAUAUUUGGCUGAAUAAUCAAAAUUUCAUAAAAAGUCAGUACUAUAUAGUAAACUGAAGUAGUUAGGCGAUAAAGACUGGCUGCAUUGGAGCUAAUAUUCAAAAAUAUUCAUCUACCGAUAAUCAAAGGAACAAUGUCUUUGAGGUAGAGGAUGAAAUGUAUACGAAAGAACGCAUUAUACAACGAUGUUACUUGUAAUGCGAUCAAGAUCGAGAUUCGCAGAAACAAAAUUGUGCUCGAAAUCAGCAGAGAGUUGUUUCAUCGCUUCAUCACCGAACGAGAUACGUACGGAUUGUUAUAAUAAUUAAUUAUCUUUCUCUUUCGUUACUGCAAUCACGCGAUGUUUUUCAAGUAAGUAAAUACUCUACUCGCGUUUUGUCCUAAAGUGGAAAAAAGUCAGACGGAACAGGGAUUCAGAAAAGAGUACCGUAUGUCUGUUUUUGUGCAUGUGUGUGUGUGUGGUGUAUGUUCGUGUGUAUGUCAUGUGAUGUUAAACGUACGCGACCAUGUUACGUGUAACGUUAUGUAUUAUAAUAUUACAACACGACAUAAAAAAGAAAAAAAAAGAAAAGAAAAAAAACAAGUGGUGAACACUGUGUACUGGUGAAAUGCAAUACAUGUAUCGAGUUGCCCCUAAAUACAGCCAUUUUAUAAUGGGA
This is a messenger RNA of Ooceraea biroi (clonal raider ant), 15239 nucleotides long. RefSeq names its product neo-calmodulin. NCBI's taxonomy places the organism in Eukaryota, Metazoa, Arthropoda, Insecta, Hymenoptera, Formicidae. Gene Ontology annotation, molecular function: calcium ion binding. The record is from RefSeq and is a predicted model, not a curated record. Gene Ontology annotation, cellular component: myosin II complex.